UAUUGUUGUUUUUGUUUUUAUUUUGUUUUGUUUUGUUUUGUUUUGUUUUGUUUUGUUUAUUUGUUGUUUCCGUGACCUCAUCGCAGAUGAGCAGUGAUUUCCCGGAACUUCUUUCCUCAGCGUCAUUUACAGGCAGCUCGGACCGGACCACCACGUCUCUGCCCAGCGCCUCGUCCCGCACAGUGGACCCCUCCGCCCAGUAAAGUAGUCCCCACGGUCUAACGCCUCUUUCCGGUUUUGUUUUUUUUCUAACUGAACCUUUUUCAUCUGACUUUUUUCUUUCCAUCCACGUCACUUCACAUAAAUGCUUUGUUUACUAUGAAGCUGCGGCGCAUGCGCGGACGGAUACAGUGCGUGGUCUUAUAAGGCCGCAGAGCAGCUGGAGGAGGUUGAAUGUUUCUGAGACAGCGGCGCUUCAACUUCAUUAUCUGCAGCAGUUUAGAUAAAGUUCGCCAUCAUGCCGCCGGUUUUAACCAGCACCAACUACGACUACGACUACGACUCGGUUCAGCCCUACUUCCUGGACGGCGAGGAGGACGAGGACUUCUACCUCCCCCCACGCAGCCACCUCCUCCCUGGACCCGGGGAGGACAUCUGGAAGAAGUUCGAGCUGCUGCCGACGCCCCCGUUGUCCCCCAGCCGCCACCCGCCAACCUCCACCACCUCCUCCGGCCACCUGGGGGCGAUGUCCGAGCUGCUGGACGACGACUGCAGCCCCUCCGCCGCCUUCCUCCAGUCCUUCAUCAUCCAGGACUGCAUGUGGAGCAGCAGCUUCGCCGCCGCCACCAAGCUGGAGAAGGUGGUGUCUGAGCGGCUGGCCUCGUUACGGGCCCAGCGGGACUCCACCUCCUCCACCUCCUCCUCCUCCUCCACCUCCUCCUCCUCCUCCUCCUCCACCUCCAGAUCUCAGGUGACCCCAGGUUACCUGCAGGACCUCCAGGCUGCAGCCUCCGACUGCAUCAACCCCUCGGUGGUGUUCCCCUACGGCGCAGCGGUGGAGGCGGAGCCAUGUCUGGAGACGCCGCCCCUCAGCAGCAGCAGCAGCAGUGAGAGUGAAUCAGAAGAAGAAGAAGAGGAGGGUGAAGAAGAAGAAGAAGAAGAAGAGGUGGACGUGGUGACGGUGGACCGAAGGACGCCGUCCCCUCGCUCGGGUCCCUCCCCUCUGGUCCUCAAACGCUCCCACAUCAACAUCCACCAACACAACUACGCGUCCCGGCCGCCCGCCGUUAAACGGGCGAAGGCGGCGAGUCCGGCGGCGGCGAGCCCGUCUUCCAGGUCAGGCGGCGAGGACGAGGACAAGCGCAGGACUCACAACGUCCUGGAGCGGCAGAGACGCAACGAGCUGAAGAGGAGCUUCGCCGCCCUGAGGGACCAGGUCCCCGUCCUGGCCCUCAACGAGAAGGCGGCCAAGGUGGCGAUCCUCAGGAAGGCGACGGAGCUGGUGGCGGAGAUCAGGGAGGACGAGAGGAGGCUGCUGAGGACGAAGGACGAGCUGAGGAAGAGGAGCAGGGAGCUGAAGGGGCGACUGGAGCAGCUCAGGACUUUACGCUAACGAGGACUUUAUUCAUAAAGAGGACGGCGGUGGAUGAAGACGCUGCACAGGAGACACAGAGGAAACAAAGACUAUUACAUCACAGCAAUAAUAACUACAGCACUUAGGAUAAUUAGCUCGUUUGUGGCGAGGACUCGUGAACAAACAUGCUACAUUAAAUGCUACUAGAAAACUGAAGUUGUUUUCUUUUUUUUUAAUAAUAUUUGUUGUGUCUAUUUAAGAACAGAACCAAACUCACUAAAGGGAGAGAUUUAGUUUCAUAAUUUUAUCGCAUUGUGUCUGAACUCUAAUGAAGAAGAGUUUGUUUUCAUUUGUUCUCAAGGUAAUUUUAUAAACUGGAUUUUAACUGAUUAAUAAUGAGCCUGAUGAUGCCUCCACGUUAUUUAUUAAAAACUGUUGGUAUCGGCGAUACUGGUCCCGUAUCGGUAUCACACACCACUAACAUCAACGGACUGACCCUGAACGCAGCACACCUCUAUUUAUUUGUUUUUUUUUAUUAUUAUUUAAAAUGUUGAAUCACAUUUCUGUUUUUAUAUGUGUCUUUUCAAAAUAAAAGCACGGCAACGUUGUGAAGUGCA
Messenger RNA from Mugil cephalus (flathead mullet), 2130 nucleotides. Its product is annotated as transcriptional regulator Myc-B-like. Gene Ontology annotation, biological process: positive regulation of cell population proliferation; regulation of transcription by RNA polymerase II. Gene Ontology annotation, molecular function: DNA-binding transcription factor activity, RNA polymerase II-specific; RNA polymerase II cis-regulatory region sequence-specific DNA binding; protein dimerization activity. The record is from RefSeq and is a predicted model, not a curated record. The coding region runs from base 458 to 1552 and encodes 364 amino acids. The transcript is spliced from 3 exons. NCBI's taxonomy places the organism in Eukaryota, Metazoa, Chordata, Actinopteri, Mugiliformes, Mugilidae.